Molecule: messenger RNA, 2453 nt
Organism: Cladocopium goreaui
Lineage: Eukaryota; Dinophyceae; Suessiales; Symbiodiniaceae
Source: the annotation of a GenBank genome assembly
GGCGGUGCAUGGCGAAAGUAGCUAGCAGCGCCGAGCUUAACCCAAGCGCUGCAGCAGAAUUUUUCCAAUUUCUGCAAUGCUCCUUGCGCUUGGAAGCAGCGGAGAAGCUUCAGCAUGACAUGCUGCCAGAGGAUCAGGAGGCCCUCACCAUGUGGCCCACCUUCAAGCUCUGGGCGAGCCGCAACCUGAAGCGGGAGAAAUGGGUCCCCUUCCACACAGCUCUGUCGCCGCAUGAGCUGUUUGCAGUGGAGAAAAUCCAUCACAACCAGGACUUGAGCUGGACCCCAUUCCAGCGAUAUUUGGCGAUGAUCAUCUUUCGCGCGCACUGCCAGAAACAUGUCUUUUCUGAAGCCCAGCUGCCUUAUCUGCAAACGCCCGACUUUUGGGCUGCGCCGAAGAAAUACUUUGAGGAUGAUGGCCCCAUCACUCAAUCCAUGUUGCGGUAUCGCCGUGAGACGCGCUCGCCAUUGCAGACCUCCGCCUUUCGCUUGAUCCCGAAGCGCCUGCGAACAGACAACGACGAGAAUUUAGCUGUCAGCGUGGCGCGGCGCAGCCAGCUACUGAUUGACAUUGCCAAUGAAGUCUGGCCUCUACUUCUGGAUGUCCAUCUUCCAAGUGCCCAGAAAUUUGAAGCCAUUUCAAGAGCCAUUCAAACUGGCCAUGGUUUUGGUCAAACUUGGGCCAAGAUGUUGAUGGUUUCCAUGGACAUCGCUUACCCAGAGGCCAAGCUGUUGACGGAGCACUGCGACGUGGGCAUUGGCGCCAAACCCGGGCUGCUGCGCCUUGGCGGCAGCGGCGACCGCACAGGCUUGCAGCAGGUGACAGAAGCGCUAAAUGGGGCGCAGCUGGAUUCUGCCAGGCAUUUCUGGCGCUUCCUGGCAAACGUGGAGUCUGUGGCCCAGAGCACCUUUGAUCACUUGCCGCUGAUCCAACGGCACUUGGACACGGAACGCUUGAGCCCUGCCACAGUGCAGGUGCAACUCUGUGAGUGGCGUCAAUUCCUGGACUUUUUGGAGAAGCAGGCUAGACUGGAAUUGCUGCAAGUGCCUUCCAGCAUCACCUUUCUGGACGAUGACGCCGGAACCCCGGAGAUCUCGGACGAGGAGGUACCCGAGACCGAGGUUUCGGAUGAUCCCACGUCGGACGCCAUCAUCCACCCGGCAAAAGCCAGGAGGCGGUCGACCUCCGAAUCCAUGGCUUCGGCCAGUGCCGCCUAUUUGACACGAGCUUCUGAAGUGCUGGGACAUGCGAAGGUCCAACACGAGGAACUCCUUUUGAAGAUCGAAAUUUGCGCUGAAGAACUUCGAGAGUAUGACCUACGAUGGGACACUGCAAAGCAGAAAUUCUUGAAUUUGGCGCGCCUGGAGCAGCAACUGCAAUAUGACAUUUGGGAGGCCAAGAUCAAGGUAAGCCAAGAAAGGACGGCCCAAGAGCCUUUACAGAAACAUGUGAAGGCCUUAGGCGACGCGCUGCGCACCUUAGAGCAGCAGCGACCGAAGAUGCCUGGGCCAGCGAUCCCCACCUGCUUGGCGGAACGUAGCUAUGACGCCCAGGCACAGCAGCUGGCACAGCUGCAGCAAGGCAUCCAGGAAAUCAGAGCUGAGAAGCUUUGCGCAGAAAAAGUUGCUGGCAUAAAGAUUUGCACCGAGCAAGAGGAUGAAUCUUGGCAGGUGCUGAAACGGUUGCAAAACCAGCAAGCUUUGACGCAAGCGCAAAGAAGCAUUGCAGGAGAAGAAAUGCAGAAGGCAGAAGCUGCUAGGGUUUCUGCUCAAAAUGAACUCUUGCAGCGACGCUUGCGACUGGUGAAUCUCAAGGCAGACAUCAGUGCCCUCGAAGCCAUGGUUGCACCGCAAGAAAAACAGCCCUUCGCCCACGAAACAGAACUGUUCUUUCCCUGCGUGGCUCAAGUAGCUUUGUUUCCACUCUGUGGCCCCUCCUCUUGCUACCUCGGCAUGGCGGCCAGACUGCUGCGCAGCCUGGCGUUGCUGCUGCUGGGCUGCGGCACCUGGACCUUCCUUGCCCCGGUCGCAGCGCCCAUAGACAUCCCGCCAGCGCAGUGGAACGCAGUGGAUGCACACCUGCUGUUAGCGGAGAUUGACAUGGAAAACCCCACCAGGCCAGAGGAUGAUGAACCCACGAGUCCUGCCAAUGCCCUGGUCCUGUUGACUUUGGGUUUCGUCUUCGCCGUCUUCAUUUUACCGCUGCUCUUCGCAGGUGUCCAAUCCAAAAAUCAAGACAUCGCCGGUGCCGAUGCGGGCACCCUGAUCAAGAAGUUAGUUGGGGAACAUUGGCUCGAAAAGGUGGAGGAUCUUCGCUAUGUGCCCCAGCAUCGCUUGGAAAGCUGGGGCGUCCCCCUGAAGCUGAUUGAUGAAAUCUAUGAUUUUUUGGCAGAGAAUGCCGCUUGGAUCGCGUUGGAUGAAGCAGAUGAGGGCGCUCAUAGCACCUGGGCCUAA